AUGCCUUUAAUUCCGAAAAAUUUUGGGCGACGCAAGUCAACAGCAAAUGCUUUAGAAAAUCCCGAACCUCCUGUCGAAUCUUCCUUCAAGGUCUUUGAGCGUCCUCAAGUCGGAGGGCAUAAGUCUGGUCCAUCGUUCGACGGUGGAGUGAAAUUUGCUAGAGGAAGUGUUACAGCGGAUUCACAUAAGGAGGACAACCUUUUUGAGGGCAUGAAAGUUAAUACUGUUAAUCGUGGCAGUGGAGCAUCAAAUACGAACACCGCAUCUACCACAGAUAAUUCCUCCCGCUUGAGUGCAGCGUCUACAGCCCCUUCUUCUAUGGACACACCUGGCCACGAAGAAUGGAGAGCAUCUCAUGAUAGACAUCACGGCGACGGUUCCCUUCCACCAAAAACAUCCUCAGGUUUUUCUCUAAAGAAUGCUGGAAGAUCUCUUUCAUGGGGAAGAAACAAAGCCACUGCGUCUCCAUCAAAAGCAUCAGACGAAUUACCGCCUUCACCGACCAUCCGAGACGAUAGCACUUCAAUCCGUACUCGCGCUGUGACUGCAUCCAGCUACGCAAGCACUGCUACACCACCAAAACUUGGAGAUAGAGACUUGGAUCUCACAAUGGGAGACGACUUUGGAGACAUGUUUGCCGGAAUGGCGCACCGUAGAAGUGCGGAAAUACUACCACCUGAGCCAGCAUUCAAGUCGUAUUCUGCCAAUCGUGCCAACAACCAACCUUCACCCCUGAAUCUCGAUAAACGUAAACCAGUGGAAGACCCGCCAUAUUCAUGGGGAUCAAAUGAUGGACUUAUGAAAAAUACUAGUCCGCCUCCGGUGGUAACUCGUAAUAUGGGACCGCCUUCUCAACAGCCUCCUCCUGUUCCAAGGCACGGACCUCUUCAUCAAACUGACGGGAACCAAGCCAUCCCAAGGCCGCGGUCGAGUGCGCCUCGCCCUGAUUCCUCACUCAAGAGAAGUAGUGCUAUCUCCAUGCGCCGCCAAUCUACAUUAGAUUUUGAUAGCGUCGACGAGGACGCUGCACUCUUGCGUGAUUCAAUUCAUGCGAGCAAGAAUCUGGGUGAAGCACCAAGUAAUCCUCCGGCCCGUAAGAGCUGGGCACUCCCUUCGCAAGCUGCAUACAAUGCCAAACCGACCGCAAAAACACAACUCCUUGAGCCGGAUGAGGAUGAAGAUCUCUUCGAAUCCGCCGAUUUAGCCCAGCAAUUCCAAGAAAAGUCGGAAUCCCCACCUCCUUCGAAACAAGCUCCUCUAAACAAGGUCAUGACACCAGCACAAUUCGAGCGUUACAGACAAGAUCAAGAGCGUUUGCGAAGCGUCGGCGGGCGCCUGAAAGAUGAGGAAGCCGAGGAGGAAGAUGAGGAAAAUUAUGAGGAUGAUGAGGACGAAGCAGAGAAGAGCAAAAAUGCUGCCAAGCAACGACGGAAGCAGGAGGCUCACAUGUCAGUGUAUAGGCAACAGAUGAUGAAAGUUACCGGAGAAUCGACACCCGCGCCAGCACCUCGACCUUCAAUGUUUAGCAGCCAAAGUACACCCAACUUGGUACUCGAUGUUCCGACGGAGGAUGGAGAGGAGGAGGAUGAAGAAGUUCCUCUGGCCAUUCUUGCUGCUCAUGGAUUCCCCAAUAAGAACAAACCACCUACAAGCAGGUUAACUAGCAUGGGAUCUAAUCCAAAUCUCAGGGGAGCAGCUCAAGGUGUCCCAGGUAUCGGUGGACCUUUGCCUGUAUUUGCUCGCAAUCUACCACAAGACCCUUAUGUUGGAGCAGGCCUUGUGUAUCCAGCUAAUAGGGAGUCAUUGGCAUUUGGAAAUGGUGGUCCUGGGUCCGUUCACAGCAUUCCUAACAGAGGUGCUCCUCCAGGAGGUCUCGUAGGUGUCAUUGCCACAGAAGAACGUUCUCGAGCCAUGCGAAGGGGUAGCCCAAACCCUGGAUAUGGUCAAAUGCCUCCUGGCGGCUUUACUGGCAUGGUUCCUCCACCAAUGAUGGGGCAGAUGCCUAUGGGUGCUGGCGCGCUAGGAAUGGGCCAGGUGGGACCUAUGGGUGCAAUGCCUCAACCAAUGCUCAGUCCUGGUGACCAAGCUCAGAUCCGUAUGACUGAGCAGAUGCAGUCAUUCAUGGAGAUGCAAAUGCAAUUCAUGCAAAUGAUGGCAACCAACCAGAAUGGAAAACCCGCUCCACAGGCCGGUGGUGCACCGCAACUCGGGCCAUUGGGUCAAUUGGGUCAAUUAGGUCACAUGUCUCAGCCAAACUUUGGUGAAAUGCAACGACCUACAAGUCAGCAGUUGACCACUAGCAAUUCUGGACCAAAUCUCCGACCAGAAAAUGCACAACGUACCAUGAGUAUGCUUGAGCCUUCUGGUAUGCCUUGGUUACAGCAGCAAGGUCAAGGAUAUGCAUCGUCAAUACACGCUCAGGGCAAUGGUUAUGCUCCGUCAAUAGCACCUUCUGAACGCAGCAACGUUGGAUUACCUGGCCGAUACAGACCAGUUUCACACAGUCCCCCAACUGAAGCCAAGCCAAAAGACUCAACCAUGCCAGGUGCACAGGGGGGUUGGGAAAACAAGCAUGCCUCAACCACGAUCAAGACCGUUCAAAGGGUAGAUAAUGACGACGAAGAUGACGAGGAAGCGUGGGCGGAAAUGAAAAAGAAGAGAGAGCAAAAGAGAUCUCUUUGGAAAUCAAAGAAGGAUACCAGUGGUUUAUCGGAAAUGCUUGGUUACACGCAAUAA
Molecule: messenger RNA, 2736 nt
Organism: Sclerotinia sclerotiorum 1980 UF-70
Lineage: Eukaryota; Fungi; Ascomycota; Leotiomycetes; Helotiales; Sclerotiniaceae
Exons: 3
Coding region: 1-2736 (911 amino acids)
Source: RefSeq, a predicted model, not a curated record